Messenger RNA from Drosophila rhopaloa, 999 nucleotides. RefSeq lists its product as uncharacterized. The record is from RefSeq and is a predicted model, not a curated record. Lineage: Eukaryota; Metazoa; Arthropoda; Insecta; Diptera; Drosophilidae. The transcript has a single exon. Gene Ontology annotation, molecular function: nucleic acid binding. The coding region runs from base 1 to 999 and encodes 332 amino acids.
AUGACUUGGCACCAUGUUCCAAUAAGCUUAAAUCCGGCGGAUGUCGUAUCGCGAGGCUGUACCCCGAGAGAAUUGCUGGAGCACUCCCUGUGGGCUAACGGGCCUCCAUUCCUGCAUCAAAGCUCGUCGAAAUGGCCCUCUCUUCCAAAUGCAGUUAAGGAUCUUCCAGAACGUCAUUCCGCAGCGCUAGUUGGAACUGUUUGCACUGACAUUUCGAUCAACUGCAAAUUCCCUAACUCUUUUCAUAAGUUGCAGCGUGUAUUUGCGUACAUUUAUCGGUUCAUUUCGAAUUGCAGAGCAAAAUCUUCACCUUCAAGGAACCGUGUUACCAUUGAGGAGCUCUAUUUGGGGACCGUACUUCUUCUGAGGAGCAUCCAACAGGUUCACUUAGCCAAGGAGUAUGGAUGUCUUAGCAAGGACAGGCCGUGUCCACAGAAGAGCAAGAUGAUUUCGCUGAGACCAAUAAUCGGCUCCGAUGGAUUACUUCGCGUUGGUGGAAGACUUCAGAAUGCAAACCUGGACUUCGAUACUCAGCAUCCGAUAUUGUUACCCAAGGAUCAUCCAGUUACCAAGGCAAUCAUCGUAUAUUUUCAUAUAAAAUACUUGCACGCAGGAUCGCAAGCGUUACUUGCCACAUUAAGGCAAAAAUAUUGGCCAAUUGGAAGACGAAAGUUUGUGGCUACCGUUAUCAACAAAUGCAUCAGAUGUUUUCGGAUGAAGCCUAUCACUUGGGAGCACGUUAUGGGCAGCCUGUCAGCAAAUCGAGUUCAGCCUAACCCAGCAUUUCAUACCACGGAAGUGGAUUAUUGUGGACCAUUUUAUCAUAAGGCAGAGGCCCGCAACAAGGCGCCUCACAAGUGCUACAUCGCCGUCUUUCUCUGCUUCUCUACGAAGGACACGCAUUUGGAAGUCGUCCAGGAUCUCACAACGGAUUCUUUCAUAGCAGCGUUGAGAAGAUUCACCAGCCUGAGGGGCACUCCGCGCACUAUUUGGAGCUAA